Molecule: messenger RNA, 1017 nt
Organism: Guillardia theta CCMP2712
Lineage: Eukaryota; Cryptophyceae; Pyrenomonadales; Geminigeraceae
Exons: 4
Coding region: 1-1017 (338 amino acids)
Source: RefSeq, a predicted model, not a curated record
AUGAUGCGGCGAGCGGCGAGGUUGGGGCGAUGGAUGAAGAAGAAAUGGCGGGAAGAAGUGAAGCCAGCAGCUCUUGACGCCAUGUACUGGAUCAGACACAACAUGACAAACUCGACCAAGAGAGUGGUGAAAGAUGGUGAAGAUUGGGAGGAGAGGGAGGAGGAGGAGGAGCAAAUGGCGCAGGGGACUGGAAUGCAGUAUCAAGAGAAGAUAGUUGCAAAGUGGAGCCAGAAAGACGUCAGUAUCACAUUAACAUGUUUUGAGAUGUAUGAAUGUGUCAUUGACUUUAUCCUACAUGAAGUUACAAUGGGAGAUGCGAUGGAGUUCAGGAUCUGCCGCUUGUUGACUGAGAAUGAAGUUGAUGGCUCUGCAUUGACGACGGCAACAGAAGUCGAUCUGAUAGACCUCGGCUUCGACCGCGUCCUCUGCCGCAAGCUCUUCAUGAAGCUCAAGGCGUUCGGCAAGGACACAACGGCUGAGAGAAGGCUGGAGCGGCUCAAGACGUUCCUGCGGAAGAACAACCUCAUGUUCAUCAAGCAUCGCCUAGUGGACGAGCUAGGGGUGUACGAUCUUGAUGAGCUCCCGACGUUGGUGACGAACAAGGGAUGGGUCCGCUCCCUCAACCUGAACGUUGAGGACGAGAUCCGGUUCAAGACGAUCGUGCGCGAAGGAGGGAAGAGCAAGAAGAAGAAGUCGAUCAAGCUCAAUGAGAAGAUGUACAAAUCGCACUCGCUAAGGGCAAGAGAGGAUCUGAACAGAGCGCUCAAGGAGCAGAGAGCUUCCAAAAUGCCGGCGGCGAUUGGCCAGCAGCAAGUACGGUUGCCUCCUGCUGUCAAGCUAGACACGACCUCGAGGAAAGGGAGAUGGGAGAAGACGAUCCAUGAUGCGGUGAAGAGCAGCGCUGGAGGAGGAGUGCAGGAGGUGGCGCUGGAAGACAGCUUGGGAGGAGGAGGCCUUCCUCCUGGGUACAAGACGCAGCAGCUGCUGGGGAUUGUGUCCCCGCGGAAGAAGGGGUAG